CCACGGAGGAGGUGAGCCCCAUGUUCGAUGUGGAGGUGAACGCGGAGGGCACCACGUUGGUCCUCACCCCCACGCAGGAGGGGCUGCUGGGGGGGCUGCGGAUGGUGCUGCGGGCGUGUGAGGUCACCGUGCUUACCCUGCAUCCCCUCCUCCCGUACUUCAGCCCGCAGGAUAGGCUCAGCUCAGUCCUGCAGGAGGAUAACCCCGUCCUGCGCAUGAUGCUGGAGGACGACACCUACCUGCGGAAGACGAGCGAGCGUGUGCUGACCUUGGUGGAGGAGAGCUGGCGGAAGGUGCGGGCCGAGGUGGAGCCACUGCAGGAGUUACUGGAGCAGGCGGAGACCAAGACGCAGGACGAGGGCUUUCAAGGACGAGAGCUGGGCGAGCUGGGCGGGUGGCUGGCGCGCGUGGAGGACCUGGUGGAGAGGGCGCGGGACCUGAAGGAGGUGGUGCGCCUCGGCCUGCUACAGGUGGACCAGACGGCCGCCAGGAAGGUGUUGGUCACGUCCUUCCGCCAGCAGCAGCAGCGCAUACACCAGGACGUCAGCCAGAGCUUCGACCAGCGCGUGCGGAAGUUGCUGGCGGACGCUAACGACAAGUGGCUGGGGCUUGAGCUGGCUCCCGUGACGGCCCAGCAGGUGGUGACGCUGCUCAGCUACGUGUCGGAGGUGAAGGAGCAGAUGGAGGACGUGAACGAAGAGGAGAAGGUGAUCCGUGAGGUGUACCAAAUGAUCCAAGGCUACCACAUCACCCUGCACCCAGAGAUACACAACAAAUACGAGGCGCUGCAGAAGGAGGUGAAGCGCCUCCGUAAGUCUAUCCACCGCAGCCUCAUGGAACUGCCGGCGUCCGUGAGGAAGCUGAAUCACCUGCUGGAGAAGGAGAUCGAGGAGGUGGACACAGAGACCACCAAACUGGCCGAGCAGGUGCAGGCCCUAAGGUUCCUGCGGGUGACAAGUGACCGGGAGGAGGCCCUCAAGAUGCUGGAGGCCGCCGAGGCACGCGCCUCCACCAUCCGUUCGCAGGCGGCGACCAUCAUGGAGUACCAGACCAGGUUCCAGCUGAAUGUGUGUCCCUUCAAGGAGCUGGGCGAGGUGGAGGAGGAGAUCAACCUGAAGAUGCUACUCUGGCGCUCCCUGUCCGAGUGGGAGGACCUCACGAAGCAGUGGUACCAGAGUGAGGUGCGGGGCCUGGACGUGGGCAAGGUGACGCAGGUGACCCUCCAGUACCGCUCCAAAGUGGACUACCUCAUGGGCGCCACCGAGCACACCGACGUCCUGCUGCACCUUCACGGCCUCGUCACGCACCUGCAGGACAAGCUGCCGGUGCUAGAGGCUCUCACUGACUCCGCUCUCCGGCCGCGGCACUGGGAGGAGAUUGACGCCGCCCUGGGCCAGCCGCUGCCCCGCGCCUUCACGCUGGCCCACGUGGACGAGCGGCGGCUGCACGAGCACGCCCACACCCUGCAGCAGGUGGCGCACACGGCACAGCUACAGAGGGAGAUGGAGAACCGCCUCAGCCAGGUGCAGCAGAAGUGGGAGGCGGCCAAGUUACCCGUGGAGGACUACACGCGGAAGGACAUGUACCUGCUGGGGGCCCUGGCGCCGAUAGACUCCCUGCUGCUGGAGACGGAGCUCACCCUCCACCUGCUGCUCCACUCCCAGCACGCCGUCCACAUCAAGCCCGAGACCGUCAAGUGGAAGAACACGCACACCAUCAUCAAACACACGCUGUCCGCCCUUCGUGACUUCGAGGAGGAGUGGCUGGCCCUCGACCCCGUUCUCACCACCUGCGUCGCGCGUGAGGUCUUCCCCCUCCACACCACCGCCUUCGCCAACGUCUCCACCUUCUGGACCGCCACGCUUGCCUCGGUGAAGGAGGAGCCGCACAUCCUGAAGCACCUGCGCGGGGGGAUGCUGCACGAGGAGGUGACGCAGCACAGGACGCAGCUGCAGGGCCUCCGCGUGUGCCUGGCGCCCCUGCUGGCCAUGCGCAGACAGACCUGUCCCCGCCUCUUUCUGUUGCCCGACGCAGACCUGCUGGAGCUACUCACGAAGGGGCAGGAGCCGGAGGUGUGUCACAAGCACCUGGGCAGACUGUUCCCCGGCGUGGGUCGUCUGGUACACGGCCAGGACGGCAGGAUCGUGGAGCUCGUGUCGCCUCAACGCGAGGUUCUCCAUCUGGCCAAGCCCGUGGUGGCGCACCAUGGCGUGGAGGACUGGCUGGGGCGGGUGGAGAGCGCCAUGAGGGCCUCACUCAAGCGACUUAUUCUCAAACACGCGCCUCAGGACAACCUCGACCUUGACCAGCCUCAGCUUCCACUGCAGGUGGUGGAGGUGUGUCGCCGCAUCAGGUGGCACGAGCAGGUGGCGGCAGCCAUCGACUUGGCCGAACAACGCGCGGCAAAGCCAGACCUGAACGCCGUGCUGCGGGGGGUGACGCAGGAGCUGGAGGUGCUGACGACGGCUGCGAGAUGGGGCGAGAGGAGUGCUGCAACGCCCCUGAGAGCCGCACGUUUUGCCUUCCUGACCACGUUGUUGCUGGAGUUACGGGACGCUACCUGCAGGCUGGUGCGCGACGGCCCCUCCUCCAGGUGCGCUUACACGUGGCUGCAACACCUGCGUCACCACGUCACGGGGGAGGGGCGUGGAGCAGGUGUGCAGGUGAGUGUGGGCGUGGACACUCUGGACUACGGCUACGAGUAUCAGGGAGUGGCCACGGCUGCCGUGCCCACGCCUUCCACCCUGCGCGCCCGCCACUGCCUCCUCACCGCCGCCGCAAGGAACAAGUGUGGGGUGGCGGUAGGCGGCGUCGGCGGCGGGAAGACGGAGACGAUCGGCGAGGUGGCGCGGGCGGCGGGUCAGUUCAUGGCCACCCUCACCUGCAGCCCGAACACAUCCGCUCAGAGCCUCCAGAGCAUGGUAAGCGGCGGGGUUCAGGGCGGAUUCUGGCUGCUUCUGGAGGAGGCCGCCCUUCUCCCGCAGCCCCUGGUGGCCCGCCUCGCCCAGUACCUGCACAGCGUCCGCCACACAAAGGCCAACGCUCUCAGAAGGUGCAUCAUUGACGGGCAGGAGAUGAAGCUGACGGACUCCUUCAGCCUCUUCCUGACGGUGACCAGUCCGAGCGGCGUGUCCGGAGCAUCGCCACAGCCACCCUGCCCGCUCCUCAACCACCCCCUCGCCCCCCACCUCGCCCCCGUCACCGUCUGUCUCCCCAGCACUGGUAGGUCACACUCGACACCCUUCUCUUCCCUUUCGCAAAUCUUCUAUACCGUGUAAUUUCAA
Eriocheir sinensis (Chinese mitten crab) is the source of this 3284-nucleotide messenger RNA. Its product is annotated as dynein axonemal heavy chain 6-like. Bases 21 to 3278 code for a protein of 1085 amino acids. Gene Ontology annotation, cellular component: dynein complex. Gene Ontology annotation, biological process: microtubule-based movement. NCBI's taxonomy places the organism in Eukaryota, Metazoa, Arthropoda, Malacostraca, Decapoda, Varunidae. The transcript has 20 exons. The record is from RefSeq and is a predicted model, not a curated record. Gene Ontology annotation, molecular function: dynein light intermediate chain binding; ATP binding; dynein intermediate chain binding.